AUGGGCGACUUACCAACAAAUGAUUUUCAUUUUGGCGAAGAAGAUGAAUAUCAUGCUCAUGAGGAUGGUGGUAUCAAUUAUAAUUGUGUCAAUGAUAUUGAUGGUCCCAAAGAAGGUGACGAUGUUGUUGAUAACACAGGGAUUGGUCCAUCAAGAUUCAAAGUCAAAGAUCAAUUUACUUCCAAACAAGUUUUAAUCGACACCAUAUCUGAGGAUGCAUUAGAAAAUGGUUAUCAAUUCAAAGUAUCAAGUUCUAAUAAAAAGAGAUGGGAUAUAAAGUGUUUGCAUGAAGAGUGCAAAUGGAAAGCAGGAGGGGCGAAGUUAAGUAACAGUGAAAAUUUUAUGUUACACAAGUUUGAAACACACACUUAUCCUCGUGAUAUCAUGAGACCUCAUCAUAGACAAGCGGGUAAAAAGACACUGGGGAAAAUAUUACAGUCAUUGUUUACUACAGGUGAUCGUGUAUAUAGGCCAAAAGAUAUUAUCACAGAUAUAGUAAAUAGAUAUCGAAUUGAUAUCUCUUAUGCGCAAGCUUGGCGUGCUAAGAAUUGGGCUUUGAAUGAGAUAAGAGGUUCGCCAGAGGAGUCAUUCAGACUAUUAUCGACAUUCUGUCAUAACCUUGAACAACAAAACCCUGGCAGCAUUACACAAAUAGACACGGAUGGGGAUCAUCGAUUUUAUUUUGUCUUUAUGGCUUUCGGAUGUUCAAUUAAGGCAUUUCAUGAUUAUUGUCAUCCGGUUAUCUGUAUUGAUGGAGCAUUCUUGAAAGGCCGAUAUUGGGGUACACUUUUUAUUGCAGUAGGUAAGGAUGGAAAUAAUCAAAUUUUUCCAUUAGCGUUUGACAUAGGAGGAAAAAAGGAAAUGAUAACUUGGAGCCCGUUCCUUCGAGCUUUAUAUAGGUGUAUUGGAGAUAUCCCUAAUUUAGCAAUUAUCUCAGAUAGACACAAUGCUAUCAUUUAUUGUGUGAGAGAAGUAUUUUCGAAUACACAUCAUGGUUGGUGCAACCAUCAUAUCAAGGGAAAUAUGCAAAGUCAGUAUAAACAAACAAAACAUAUUGAAGGAUUAUUUUGGAGAGCUAUGAACACAUAUCGAAUAGAAGACUUUCAGGAGGCUUUACGAAUGAUCAGAGCUGAAAAUCCAAUCACAGUAGCUCAUUUGGAGGACACGACAAGCGCGAAAGUUGCCAGUGAUGAUGCUCCUAGAAUUUUUACGCUCAACUUUACAGAAAUGGUUUUAUACUCGCCGCAAUAUGGCAGGUGCUUAUACUCAUUCCCUAACUCCAUGGGCUGA
Molecule: messenger RNA, 1290 nt
Organism: Mangifera indica (mango)
Lineage: Eukaryota; Viridiplantae; Streptophyta; Magnoliopsida; Sapindales; Anacardiaceae
Exons: 4
Coding region: 1-1290 (429 amino acids)
Source: RefSeq, a predicted model, not a curated record